Anopheles marshallii is the source of this 996-nucleotide messenger RNA. Its product is annotated as prostaglandin reductase 1-like. The record is from RefSeq and is a predicted model, not a curated record. Bases 1 to 996 code for a protein of 331 amino acids. Gene Ontology annotation, biological process: prostaglandin metabolic process. Gene Ontology annotation, molecular function: 15-oxoprostaglandin 13-reductase [NAD(P)+] activity. Lineage: Eukaryota; Metazoa; Arthropoda; Insecta; Diptera; Culicidae. The transcript is spliced from 2 exons.
AUGGUGCUGGCAAAGAAAUGGAUAUACGUUAAGCGCCCGGAUGGCGAACCCAAACCGACGGAUUUCUCCAUUGAGGAAGAAGAACUACCUGAACUGGAAUCUGGAGAUUUUCUCGUUGAAACGUUGUACUUCAGUCUCGAUGCCGGCCUCCGUGGGUACAUGGAGAUUGGUAUACUGCCGGUCGGUAGUCCAGUGAUCGGUAUGGUGAUCGCGAAAGUGAUCGAAUCAAGGAACGAAUCGUUUCCGCGUGAUGCACAUGUGUGCGCCCGAAUAGGUUGGUGUACCCAUGCCAUCCUCAAUCCGACCAAGCGCAAAGACCAAACGCUCUAUCAGGUGCCCGAGCUGGAGGGAUAUUCUCCCGCGAUCGGGCUAGGUGCGCUCGGUCUGUCUGGCAAUACAGCGUAUUUCGGGUUUCUGGAAAUUUGUAAACCGAAGCAGGGUGAAACGGUGGUCGUAAGUGCGGCUGCCGGUGCGGUCGGACAUUUGGUCGGCCAAAUAGCCAAAACAAUGGGCUGUUACGUAGUAGGCGUUGCUGGAUCGGAAGAAAAGCUGCGCGUUCUUAAGAAGCUCGGUUUUGAUGCCGUCAUCAACUAUCGUGCCGGCUCUGUUCGGGAACAAUUGGUUAAUGCCACACCGAAAGGCGUCGACUGUUACUUUGACAAUGUUGGCGGUGAGCUAACGGAGCUGGUACGAGAACGGAUGAAUCUUUACGGUCGAAUUUCCGUGUGUGGCACUGUGUCGAGCUACAAUGGGAAACCGGCCCCGGUAACGGAUCCGCAGCGUGAUUUUGUCACCAAGCAACUGCGCCAGGAAGGGUUCGUUGUGUUCCGAUGGCUGAACAGGUGGCAGGAGGGCAUCACACAAAUGCUAGAGUGGAUCAAGGAGAAAAAGCUGGUGCAUCUAGAAACGGUGUACGAGGGCUUUGAAAAUGCGCCGGAUGCGUUUAUAAAAAUGCUGCGUGGUGAUAACAUUGGAAAGUCCGUCCUUAAGGUGUAA